UCAAUAGAUUUUACAGGAAAUGUUUCCCUCCGCAGCCAGCUAAAACCUGGCUGAACCCUCUCAGUAAACGACAUUUCCACUCCAGAUUUGCUCUUUUAAUGGAGUUGUCUUAGCGAAAUGCACGGAAAUAACACAUUUGAACCGAUUGAUUUUGGUAGCUAUUUAUCUAGUUCGCUGUUACCAGCUAGGAUACAUACAGACUGUUCUGAUCAACAGCUCCAACGACGUUACGCCGCAUCUCAACCAUUUGGUAAACAGUAACUGCACUGUUAUUUCUCCACUGUUAUUUCGUUAACGUCACGUGCAAUUUGUGCCCGGUUUGUAUUGGACCUGGCUAGAGCAGAGCCAUGGGGAAUCAGCUGGCAGGGAUCGCCCCCUCCCAGAUACUCUCUGUGGACAGCUAUUUCUCUGACAUCCAUGAUCAUGAGUAUGACAAGAGCCUGGGAAGCACUCGCUUCUUUAAGGUUGCCCGUGCCAAGCACAGGGAAGGUCUGGUAGUGGUGAAGGUGUUUGCUAUCCAGGACCCCUCUUUGCCCCUGACCAGUUACAAGCAGGAGCUGGAGGAGCUGAAGAUCAGACUACACUCCUGCCAGAACUGCCUGCCCUUCCAGAAGGCCUCUCUCACUGAAAAGGCCGCCAUCCUCUUCCGUCAGUAUGUCCGGGACAAUCUCUAUGACCGCAUAAGCACGCGGCCUUUCCUCAACAACGUGGAGAAGCGAUGGCUAGCCUUCCAGAUCCUCACUGCUGUGGACCAGGCUCACAAAUCGGGCGUGAGACAUGGUGACAUAAAGACGGAAAACGUGAUGGUGACCAGCUGGAACUGGGUGUUGCUCACAGACUUUGCCAGCUUCAAGCCUACCUAUUUACCGGAGGACAACCCGGCCGACUUUAACUACUUCUUCGACACCUCCAGGCGACGGACCUGUUACAUUGCACCAGAGAGGUUUGUUGAUGGGAGUAUGUUCACAACAGAGAGUGACCAGAAUACGCCUCUGGUGGACCUCACCAGCAACAGCCAGAGGAGCCGGGGAGAGCUCAAACAGGCUAUGGAUAUCUUCUCAGCUGGUUGUGUCAUCGCGGAACUCUUUACAGAGGGAGUGCCGCUCUUUGAUCUCUCUCAACUGCUGGCAUAUCGCAAAGGACACUUUCAGACAGAGCAUGUCCUCAUGAAAAUAGAGGACCGUAGCAUCAGAGAGCUGGUGGCCCAGAUGGUACACCGGGAGCCUGAAAAGCGCCUGACUGCGGAGGAGUACCUGAAGCAGCAGAGGGGUAACGCCUUCCCGGACAUAUUCUACACCUUCCUGCAGCCCUACAUGGCCCAGUUCGCCAAGGAAACCUUCCAGUCGGCAGACGAGCGUGUUCUGGUCAUCCGAAAAGACCUGGACAACAUCCUCCAUAACCUCCGCUGUGGAGGGCCUGGCGGAUCUUCUGAAAAGCCAGAGAAAGGGGCCCGCGAGUCUGGCUCGGUGUCAGCCAAGGAGGAGCAGGGCCUGGUGGUGCUGGUGUCGGUCAUCACCUCCUGCCUCCAGACGCUGCGCUCCUGUGACUCCAAACUGGCGGCUCUGGAGCUCGUUCUGCACCUGGCGGGCCGCCUGAGUGUGGAGAUUCUGUUGGAUCGCAUCACGCCCUACCUGCUGCACUUCUGCAGCGACCCGGCACCGCGGGUCAGGGCCCAGGCGGUGCGCACCCUGGCCAAGGUGCUGGCACUGGUCAAGGAGGUCCCACGCAACGAUGUCAACAUCUACCCGGAGUACAUCCUGCCGGGCAUAGCCCACCUGGCGCAGGACGACGCCACCAUCGUCAGACUGGCGUACGCAGAGAACAUAGCCCACUUGGCUGAGACGGCACUGAGAUUCUUAGAGCUUGUUCAGGAGAAUAAUCUGAACAUGGAGCAUGAUUUGAAUGGGGAGGACGCAGAGGAGACCCUUCACCCAAAUGAGAACUAUGACUCUGAGCUGCAGGCCCUGCAUGAGAUGGUGCAGCAAAAGGUGGUGACGCUGCUGAGCGACUCUGAGAACAUAGUCAAGCAGUCUCUGAUGGAGAACGGCAUCACGCGGCUCUGCGUGUUCUUCGGCCGGCAGAAGGCCAAUGACGUGCUGCUCUCCCACAUGAUCACCUUCCUGAACGACAAGAACGACUGGCACCUGCGGGGGGCCUUCUUCGACAGCAUCGUGGGUGUGGCGGCGUACGUGGGCUGGCAGAGUUCGUCCAUCCUGAAGCCUCUCCUGCAGCAGGGCCUGAGCGACGCCGAGGAGUUUGUCAUCUACAAGGCUCUGAACGCCCUCACCUGCAUGUGCCAGCUGGGCCUGCUCCAGAAGCCUCACAUCUACGAGUUUGUCAGCGACAUUGCCCCUUUCCUGUGCCACCCUAACCUGUGGAUCCGCUAUGGGGCGGUGGGCUUCAUCACCGUGGUGGCCCAGCACCUGAACAUAGCCGACGUCUACUGCAAACUGAUGCCUCACCUCAACCCCUUCAUCACACAGCCUAUCAUACAGAUCGACAAAGAGAUCGUGCUGCUCAGUGUGCUGAAGGAGCCGGUGAGCCGCUCAAUCUUUGACUACUCCCUGCGCUCUAAAGACAUCGCCAGCCUCUUCCGGCACCUGCUGUUGCGCCAGAAGAAGCGCAGCGGUUCGCUGCCAGAAUGCCCCAUCCCGGAGGACCCCGCCAUCGCCCAGCUGCUCAAGAAACUGCUCUCACAGGGGAUGACGGAGGCGGAAGAAGACAAGCUGUUGGCUCUCAAGGAUUUCAUGCUGAAGUCGAACAAAGCCAAGGCCAACAUGGGUGACCAGAGCUACCUGGGGGAGGCGGUCCAGAGCGGGGUCAUUGAUCUGGCUACACUCGGCAUCACAGGACGCCAGGUGGAUCUGGUCAAACCCAAGCAGGAGGCGGAGGACAAGAGAGCACGGAAGCAUCCCAAGCCUGACUCCAACAUGAACGAAGAGUGGAAGAGCAUGUUUGGCUCUCAGGAACCAGCGGUCUCCGUACCACAGCCCACCACGGUACGUAAAGGGUCUGUUAGCAGGAGUCUGGCGACUUCCCUCUGUCUUAUCCCUUCUUCCCACCGCCAGGUGCCUGAAGCCUCGGGCGUUCAGACCAGGAGAAACACAGCCUCUCCUGCUGUCCCCGUGGCUCAGUCCGCGGGCGGCGUCUCCACGUACCAGCGGCGUCUCAACACCUGCAAGGCGGAGCUUCAGCAGCUGGUGCAGCAGAAGAGGGAGCAGUGCAGUGCCGAACGCAUGGCCAAACAGAUGAUGGAGAGCGCCGAGUGGGAGAGCCGUCCUCCGCCACCAGGGUGGCACCCUAAAGGUCUCCUAGUGGCUCACCUCCACGAGCACAAGUCUGCGGUCAACCGGAUCCGUGUGUCAGACGAGCACUCCAUCUUCGCCACUGCCUCCAACGACGGCACUGUUAAGGUCUGGGACAGCCAGAAAAUGGAGGGCAAAACCACCACCACCAGGUCAGUGCUAACAUAUUCCCGGAUCGGGGGUCACGUGAAGACCUUAACAUUCUGUCAGGGGUCACACUACUUGGCUGCUGCAUCAGACAACGGCUCCAUCCAGCUGCUGGCCAUUGAGGCCAACAAGCCCCCCAAAUCACCCAAAGUCAACCCCUUUCAGACCAGGUUUCUGGACCAGAAGGAUGAUGGCUGUGUGGUGGACAUCCACCAUUUUAACUCUGGUGCCCAGUCUGUUCUGGCUUACGCCACGGUGAACGGUUCUCUAGUAGGCUGGGACCUGCGCUCCAACUCCAAUGCUUGGACCCUCCGCCAUGACCUCCGGCUGGGGCUCAUCACCUCCUUCACCGUUGACAUGUACCAGUGCUGGCUUUGCCUCGGUACAAGCAAUGGCACUAUGGCGUGCUGGGACAUGCGGUUCCAACUCCCCAUCUCCAACCACUCCCACCCUGCCCGAGCACGAAUCAGACGACUGCUCAUGCACCCCCUCUACCAAUCCUCUGUCAUCGCCGCCGUCCAGGGAAACAAUGAAGUAUCCAUGUGGGACAUGGAGACAGGGGACAGGAAGUUCACUCUGUGGGCCAGCUCUGCUCCGCCCCUGUCAGAGAUGCAACCGUCCCCCCACAGUGUCCACGGAAUCUACUGCAGCCCCGCAGAUGGGAACCCGCUCCUCCUCACCGCCGGCUCUGACAUGAGAAUCAGGUUCUGGGACUUGGCCUACCCAGACAGGUCUUACAUCGUGGCGGGGGGAGCCAAUGAACCGCUGCACUGCCCCUCAGUCCGCUACAGCUGCAAGAUCAUUGAGGGCACGGAGGUUGUUCAGGAGAUCCACAGUAAGCAGAAGAGUGGGGCCACAGAGGACGCCCCCCGUCGGGGCCCAGAGUCUCUCCCUGUAGGUCACCAUGACAUCAUCACUGACAUCGCCACCUUUCAGACCACACAGGGCUUCAUUGUCACCUCGUCGAGAGAUGGCAUCGUCAAAGUCUGGAAAUAAACUGAUUUGUUCAGGUCAUCCUCUCUCUCACUCACUCACUCAAUUCCUCAACAUCUUUUCCCCAGAGUUUUGAUCUGCUGUGAUAGACUUUUGUACAUAGUAUAUUUUGAAACAUUAAUAUUAAACAAGCUCAUAGAAAUCAUGUCUUUAAAGGAGUAUGUGUUUGUACUGACAUUGACAGAAGUCACAAUUAUGCAGUGACUGAUAUCUGAGAUUUUUUUAUGGUAAAAAGCAGCUGUCCAACAAUUGUCAAUAAAAUGGGGUAUGAUGAAAA
Molecule: messenger RNA, 4722 nt
Organism: Esox lucius (northern pike)
Lineage: Eukaryota; Metazoa; Chordata; Actinopteri; Esociformes; Esocidae
Gene: pik3r4
Product: phosphoinositide-3-kinase, regulatory subunit 4
Biological process (GO): macroautophagy; protein phosphorylation; protein targeting to vacuole
Cellular component (GO): phosphatidylinositol 3-kinase complex, class III, type II; late endosome; phosphatidylinositol 3-kinase complex, class III, type I
Molecular function (GO): protein binding; protein serine/threonine kinase activity; ATP binding
Source: RefSeq, a predicted model, not a curated record